CAUUACCACUCCCGGUCCCUUUGAUAAGGUUAGAUUUAUUUUUUUUUACAGAAAGAAAAAGAUCACUAGUGUGUUGUGCUACAAGUAAAAAUAAAUAAUUGUACUCUGCAUAUAAAAGAAUUACUAAGCUUUUUUGUAUUUAAACCGUGACUAUGGCUGAAAAAGCAGGAGACUGGUGCCUAAUUGAAAGUGAUCCUGGUGUUUUUUCCGAAUUAAUAAGAGAGUUUGGUUGCCAGGGAGUGCAGGUUGAAGAAUUAUGGAGUCUUGAAAGCCAGUGCUUUAAAUAUUUAGAACCAAUUCAUGGCCUAAUUUUUUUAUUCAAAUGGACGAAAGAUACCUGCCAGCCCAGUGGUUCCAUUGUUCAAGACAGCCGCCUGGACAAAAUAUUCUUUGCUAAGCAAGUAAUUGAAAAUGCAUGUGCAACCCAAGCCAUUCUUAGUGUUUUACUAAACUGCCGUCAUCCAGACGUAAAAUUAGGGCCCACUUUAUCAGAACUAAAGGACUUUUGUCAAGGGUUCGAUGCGAACAUGAAAGGACUGACAAUCAGCAAUUCUCAAGUAAUCAGUUCAGUGCACAAUUCUUUUGCCAGGCAACAAGUUUUUGAGUUUGACCCUCAGUACAAUAAAAAGGAAGAAGACGCCUUUCAUUUUAUUAGUUAUGUGCCCAUUGAUGGUCGACUGUAUGAGUUAGAUGGCUUAAAGGAAGGACCAAUCGAUUUAGGUGUUAUUCCUGCAGAUACUGAUUGGAUGACAGUUGUCAAACCGAUUAUUGGAAAGCGAAUGCAAAGGUAUACGGAAGGUGAAAUUCACUUCAAUCUUAUGGCCGUAUGUAGCGAUCAAAAAAUGCUUUACGAAAGACGUAUGGAGGAGCUGCAGAAGAAAAUGGAAACUGCUGGAGCCGCAGAAAUUCCAUCUCUACAAAAUCGACUGACCACCAUGAAACUUCUUAUUGAAGAGGAGGAAAACAAACGACGCCAGUACAAAAUUGAAAAUAUCAGACGAAAACACAACUACAUCCCUUUGAUUGUUGAAAUUUUGAAAUUGUUGGCAAAAGAGGGUAAAUUAAUGCCUUUGUAUGAGGAAGCAAAAGAGAGGGCGUUAAAAAAACAGAAAGUUAAUGCAUAAUUUACAUGCAUAUAUUAUUGUAGAUUCGUAUUUUGCUGAUUUCUUUUUUUUUGUUAAUUGUAAUUAUUUAAGAUUUAAAUAUAUAGUGUGGUUUAAUUAUGGUUCUACAAGUAAAAAAAAAACAAUAAAAGUAUUUUAUAAAUCAA
Molecule: messenger RNA, 1270 nt
Organism: Anthonomus grandis grandis
Lineage: Eukaryota; Metazoa; Arthropoda; Insecta; Coleoptera; Curculionidae
Gene: Uch-L5
Product: ubiquitin carboxyl-terminal hydrolase isozyme L5
Exons: 4
Coding region: 153-1124 (323 amino acids)
Biological process (GO): ubiquitin-dependent protein catabolic process; protein deubiquitination
Cellular component (GO): cytoplasm
Molecular function (GO): cysteine-type deubiquitinase activity
Source: RefSeq, a predicted model, not a curated record